Messenger RNA from Octopus bimaculoides (California two-spot octopus), 2332 nucleotides. RefSeq names its product putative monocarboxylate transporter 5. Gene Ontology annotation, biological process: transmembrane transport; monocarboxylic acid transport. Lineage: Eukaryota; Metazoa; Mollusca; Cephalopoda; Octopoda; Octopodidae. Gene Ontology annotation, molecular function: monocarboxylic acid transmembrane transporter activity. The record is from RefSeq and is a predicted model, not a curated record.
AUGGGUCCACCUGUUCUCUGGAACCUAUGGAAGAACGGCUCUGUUAUGGAUGUUCGGAAGUGUGCUGAUGUUCAUGCCCACUGUCUGGUCACUAUCUCUGAUGAUCACUUCCAGACGUGCUGUGAAGACCAUCGUGGAGAUGCUACGACAACAUUAAUGAUUCUUGUGAUGGGUAACAGUCGGAGUUUUGGCAUUUUUUUCAUUGAGAUUCUGCAAAUGUUCAAUGCAUCUUCAUCGGCCAUAUCAACAAUUCUGAGCGCUGAACAUGUAGCAAGUUGUUUAACAGGAUUUCUAGCGAUGAACUUUCUGGCCAAAUUCAUUUCAUUCAGAACAUUUGUCCUCUGUGGUUCUGUUCUGAGUGCGCUGACUUUUAUCUGUGAUUUUCUUACCAAAAAUGUAUUUUGGCUGCCCUUCUUUCAUAUAUUUAACGGAACUGGACGUGCUUUUGUAUAUGGAUCUUGCAUAGUUGUACAAAGUACCUACUUUAAACGCUACCUUGGCACAGCAAAUGCAAUAGCUGCUUGUGGAGUUAGCGUCGGACAAUUCGUCCUUCCGUAUGUACUCAACUACCUUAUAAUAACCUACGGAGUCCGCGGAGCUCUUCUUCUGAAUGCUGGUAUUUAUCUACAAUGCCUUGUUUUUGGCGCCCUUCUACGUCCCAUCAGUUGCUACGAUACAACAACACAUUUGAAAGUCAUCAGUUCUACUGAUAUAGAACUAAAAGAAAAAAAUACGACUGUUAAAGGAGGAAAACAAACCGAAUCGAUAAAACAACAAUCAGACGAUGACGGAGAAAUCUCUCCGUUUUUGACAGACUCAAAAGACAGAGAUGGCUGUGGAAAUAUUAACUUACAAUCAGUUGAACCAAGCAACCCGACUCUUGUAGUUAACGCAAGACCUAAUGGAAAAGACUGUGACAAAACUCAUUCGGUCGACUUAGGAUUGUCUUCUUACGAUGGAAUUCUUUUUCUAACAAUUUCUGGUGCAGGCGAUUUUGUGGGUCGUCUGCUCAUGGUUUUCUUGGCUGAUCGAAAGUUUUUGAACCGAGGUCGACUGCUUGGCGUUAUCCUCAUCAUUCAUGGAGUUGCUGCUUGCUUUGUAUCAUUCUAUACCAAAUUCUUUCUGUUCGCAAUGUAUUGCGCCUGUUAUGGAAUCUCCAGUGGUAUAUAUUUUUCCAUCUCGAACACAGUCAUGGUGGAUUUUAUUGGAGCUCAAAGAAUCUCGGAGGCAGUCGGUUUGGUAAUAUUAGGCGCAGGGAUAUUGGCAACCAUAGCAUAUCCUUUUGCAGGUUAUCUUCGUGACGUCACUGGUUCAUACAACCCCGAAUUCAUUUUGAACGGUGUCGGUCUUCUCUUGAGCGGUACCUUGUUCCUCUCGGAGGCCUUUAUACCAUACCAGAAACAUUGAUGGAAGAGUUGUGACUGUUGUCAUCAGCAUGGUCGACAUCAUUGCGAAAUAAGACGAUAUGGCGUGGCUGAUCGGACACUAACGAUUUGCCGUGACUGACUGGACAUUGAACCCGUUUUGGCGACGGUACUUUUUGGCACUGGUGACAAAGGCACGCCACCGCACGUGUGCGCAGAAAUUUACACACAGAGACAGUGAGAGAAAGGGGGAGAGACAUGACAGUGUAUUACUUGAGCAUUAUUGACACAAAUACUUUCCCUCUCCUCAUACACAUAGAGAAAACUAUACUCACAGAGAAAGAGAGAGAGAGAGAGAGACAGAGAGAGAGAGAGAGAGAGACAGAGAGAGAGAGACAGGGAGAAACAGAGAGAGAGAUUACACAUACAAACAUAACUAGAUGGUUACACACACAAAUGGAGAGGGAGAAACAAACAUUACAAUUUAUCAAUUGAAAACAAUUAACACUUACUUUCUCCUCAUAGAAAUAAAGAGAAAUAUAUCUCAGAGAGUGAGAGACAGCGAGGAAGGGAGCGAGUGAGAGAGAGAAAGAGAGAGACAGAGAGAGAGAGAGAUAAAAACGUCUGAUGCCAAAUAGAUCGUAGUCGUAUUAACAACUUGAAAUAAUCAGUACCAAAACAAUUGUGUCAGGACGUCUUAUACUUGAAUUACUGUGUCGUUAUUGACACAUAUCCAACAUCAACGAUAGCGGAUCGGUAAAACUUGUAGAGCACAGACCAAAUGGUUUGCUGGCGGUAUUUAGCUACCUAACUUCAUAUUUCUGGGCUCGAGUCCGUCUGUGGUUGACUUUGCUUUCCAUUUUUACGUUGUCCAAAAAACAAAAGCCAGUCUCGAUGACAAUCACCAAAAUGGAGAUAUUUCUCCUCUGAUCACUAAAAAUUUACGGUGCUGUGCCACUAAUAGAAAU